Messenger RNA from Drosophila rhopaloa, 939 nucleotides. Its product is annotated as farnesol dehydrogenase. The record is from RefSeq and is a predicted model, not a curated record. Lineage: Eukaryota; Metazoa; Arthropoda; Insecta; Diptera; Drosophilidae. The coding region runs from base 15 to 767 and encodes 250 amino acids. The transcript has 2 exons.
UUCGAGCGGACAACAUGGAGCGCUGGCAUAAUCGGGUGGCCGUCGUAACGGGCGCUAGUUCGGGGAUUGGAUCGGCGAUAGCCAAGGAUCUGGUUCUGGCCGGGAUGACGGUGGUGGGAUUGGCCCGUCGCGUGGAUCGCGUGAAGGAGCUGCAGAAGGAGCUGCCGGCGGAGAAGAGGGGCAAACUGUUUGCCGUGUACUGCGAUGUGAGCAGCGAGAGUUCCGUGAACGAGGCCUUCGACUGGGUGAUCCAGAAACUGGGGGCCGUCGAUGUCCUGGUGAACAACGCCGGCACCCUGCAGCCCGGCCAGCUGGUGGACAUGAAGGUGUCCAGCAUGCAGCUGGUCCUGCAGACCAACAUCAUGGGCAUCGUUUUGUGCACCCAGCGGGCAGUACGCUCGAUGCGGGAGCGCAAGUUCGACGGCCAUGUGGUGCUCAUCAACAGCAUCCUCGGGCACAAGACCAUGUCGUCCAUGGAGGGCGUGGUGCCGGACGUCAACGUCUAUCCGCCCAGCAAACACGCGGUCACUGCGCUGGCCGAAGGAUAUCGCCAGGAGUUCCUAAGCCUGGGCACCCGCAUCAAGAUUACGAGCGUCAGUCCGGGCGUGGUGGAUACGGAGAUCUUGCCGGAGAGCAUUAGGAUUGCCAUCAAGGACCGCAUGCUCCACUCCGAGGACAUCUCGCAGGGAGUGCUCUACGCCAUUGCCACGCCCCCUCAUGUCCAAGUUCACGAGCUGAUCAUCAAGCCCCUUGGAGAGACCAUGUAGAGAACUCCUAAGUUCUUGUAUUUUUUUUUAACAUUUUUUUCUUUAGAUUAGUAGUUUGCUUUUUAAGUGCAUUCAUUUGUAAUGUGGUAUUUUUUAAGCAGAUUGUUACAAAUUUGCUUUGCAUGUUUCGAACUUUUAUUUCGCAAUAAAUCCGAUUUUUAAGCACACUAAA